Molecule: messenger RNA, 1843 nt
Organism: Jatropha curcas
Lineage: Eukaryota; Viridiplantae; Streptophyta; Magnoliopsida; Malpighiales; Euphorbiaceae
Product: ribulose bisphosphate carboxylase/oxygenase activase 2, chloroplastic
Cellular component (GO): chloroplast stroma; thylakoid
Molecular function (GO): ATP hydrolysis activity; ribulose-1,5-bisphosphate carboxylase/oxygenase activator activity; ATP binding
Source: RefSeq, a predicted model, not a curated record
UUGUGUGGCCGUUAGGAAUUCGUAAGCCAAUCCACAGAAACUGAUAACUCAGUGCGCACUCCAAAAACCUCGCCUUCUAUAAAUUCCCAAUCAAAGGUCUCAUCUCUAUGCCCAUCUCGAACACAAUCCAUCCAAAGCACCCUUCUCUCCCCAUUUCGUCGUCUUCUUUCUAAAAACCCAACUACCCACUAUUCCAAUGUCCGCCUUUGGAUCAAUGGCUACUUCACUCUCCACCAUUGGAGCUGUUAACAGAGCAGCGUUGAAUUUGAACGGUGCAGGUGCAGGAGGACCUUCAGUACCUAGCCCAUCAUUUUUUGGAAGUAGCUUGAAGAAUGUAAACCCAAAAAUCAAAAGCAAGAGGGUUUUAUCAGGGAAAUUCAAGGUUUCUGCUGCAGAUUAUAAUGAGGAGAAACAGACUUCUAAAGACAGAUGGGGAGGUCUUGCUUAUGACAUGUCGGAUGAUCAACAGGACAUUACUAGAGGAAAAGGAAUGGUUGAUACUUUAUUCCAAGCUCCUAUGGAAUCUGGAACUCAUUAUGCAGUGUUGAGUUCAUAUGAUUAUAUAAGCCAAGGUCUUCGACAGUAUAAUUUGGAUAACAAUAUGGAUGGUUUCUACAUUGCACCUGCAUUUAUGGAUAAGGUGGUUGUACACAUUACCAAGAAUUUUUUGAACCUCCCUAAUAUUAAGAUUCCUUUGAUCUUGGGGAUUUGGGGAGGUAAAGGUCAAGGAAAAUCAUUCCAGUGUGAGCUUGUGUUUGCCAAAAUGGGAAUCAAUCCAAUCAUGAUGAGUGCUGGAGAAUUAGAAAGUGGGAAUGCAGGAGAGCCUGCAAAAUUGAUCAGGCAAAGAUAUCGCGAGGCAGCAGACAUAAUUAAGAAGGGAAAGAUGUGUUGCCUUUUCAUCAAUGACUUAGAUGCCGGGGCCGGUAGAAUGGGUGGAACUACGCAGUACACAGUCAACAAUCAAAUGGUAAAUGCUACUUUGAUGAACAUUGCAGAUAAUCCCACUAAUGUGCAGCUCCCUGGUAUGUACAACAAGGAGGAGAACCCUCGCGUUCCCAUUAUUGUUACUGGCAAUGAUUUCUCAACAUUGUAUGCUCCUCUCAUUCGUGAUGGUCGUAUGGAGAAAUUCUACUGGGCUCCCACUCGAGAAGACAGGAUCGGUGUGUGCACAGGGAUUUUUAGGUCUGAUAAUGUGCCAAAGGAGGAUAUUGUAAAGCUUGUUGACACCUUCCCCGGUCAAUCAAUUGAUUUCUUUGGUGCAGUCAGAGCAAGAGUGUAUGAUGACGAAGUAAGGAAAUGGAUUUCGGGUAUAGGCGUAGAAAACAUUGGAAGAAGGCUAGUGAACUCGAAAGAGGGACCUCCAACUUUCGAUCAACCGAAGAUGAGCCUGGACAAGCUUCUUGAAUAUGGAAACAUGCUUGUUCAAGAACAGGAGAAUGUUAAGAGAGUCCAAUUAGCUGACAAGUACUUGAAAGAAGCAGCUCUUGGAGAUGCAAAUGAAGAUGCAGUGAAGAAUGGAACCUUCUAUGGUCAGACCCCUUCAUCCUAAAAAGGCCUUCAUGAGGAAGGCAAAGCAGCACAGCAAGUUAACGUUCCAGUUCCUGAAGGUUGUACUGAUUCAUCGGCUAAAAACUUCGAUCCAACGGCUAGGAGUGACGAUGGGAGCUGUGAAUACCAAUUUUAGGUCUCUCCAAAGCAUUUGGAGUAUGUUGUAGAGAGCAUAUAGGAAGAAUGUUAGUUACUCUUACAAUUAUGUCGAGGUGUAUAUUUAUUUUAAGCUAAAUGAACAUAAAUAAUCACACUUAAAAUAGUUUUAUAAUGGACAAACCUGUGAAAAAUUGAA